Messenger RNA from Volvox carteri f. nagariensis, 897 nucleotides. RefSeq lists its product as uncharacterized. NCBI's taxonomy places the organism in Eukaryota, Viridiplantae, Chlorophyta, Chlorophyceae, Chlamydomonadales, Volvocaceae. The record is from RefSeq and is a predicted model, not a curated record. Bases 1 to 897 code for a protein of 298 amino acids. The transcript has 5 exons.
AUGCCUCCGAAAAUGGCACGCCAAUCACAAGUCCCACCUCAGACCCUUUCGCCCGUCAACUUGGGCUCUUCCGCCGGCGCCGCAGCCAAGCCGCCCGUCAACAUAGCUGACCUGUGGGCGCAGCUAGCAGCGGUGUCGCCAACCGGCGGAGGCCACGAUCGCUCCUCACCGGCCGGGGUGCCGAGACGGCCGCUCACCUUCAAGCAGCAACUGCUCUUGGGAAGCAUGGGAUGUCACGAUGAGGACGUCCUGCACGCGAAGCACACCAACGCCGAGUUCAACGUGCUCCUGGCCGAGGGCCGAAAGUACAGGGACGACUUCCAGGCGCAGCACGGCGCCAAGCCCGCCAGCACGUUCUUGUACAACGUGACGGCAGAAAUACAUGAGGGCGACAUGCCGGACAAAGCAACGGUGAUGCACGCGACAGUCAUGCAGCUGUGGAUCACGGCUGCCGGCAGCCUGCGAGCGGAUACCGCCAUUGCGCUCAUCUAUGAUUACGGCAUGGACGCCAGCAUCGUCCUCAAGGCGGACCAAGACUUCGCGCUCUCGGUGCUGACGGCCACGCAGCAGGCCUGGAUGAAGGAUGACGCCCACCACUACCAACCCUUCCGAGACCACUUCACCCUCACGCGCCUCAUGUCCACCGCCAAUCCUGCUCUAGCCCAAAAAAUGGAGACCCUCUACAUCGCGCAGUUCAAGGCUCGGGGGCCGAGCGGCUACAAUGUGCUGCACGGACCGCCUUCCGCCAGCCCGGCCUUCUACAUGAUGAGCUGGCAACGCUUUAGAAACGUGGGCAGCUGCUUCACAAGGGACCCCCUCUUUGUACGGAGUGAAGCUGUACGAAGUGAAGUGGGGUACGAAGUGAAGCUGUACGAGGUGAAUUUCUGUACGAAGUGA